ACUUUCAAAGAAAUUCUUAUUGGGACCAGCGAUAGACUUGCGACCACUCUGUGCUUAGAGAAAUGCAUUUUAUAUCAGCUGUCAAUUGACGACAAAAUUUGACAACUGACGUUCUGGUUGCACUGAGCCAUCGUAAAAGAAAAUCUAAUCAGAAAACACAAAACUUAAGUGUCUAUCCUGUAACUGUCACAACAGUAACUAGAAGUAAAGUGAUUACAUCGGUUAGGGAAUUAAGAGACGACAACAAAAACCUGCCCACUAUGGAUACUAAUAUAAACCGUGUACUGAAUCAAACUCUGCGUCAUCCAUUACACGGAUUACUCUUCAAAUACACCAAUGUCAUGAAAGGUUGGCAGUAUCGCUGGUUUACGGUUGAUGCACAGACAGGUACACUUAGCUAUUAUUUGUGUGAUUCAUCGUCAACUGGUGAUGAGGCAACGCCAUCACCACAAGUAUUAGCUGGCGCACCGCGUGGACAAGUACAUUUGGCAGGCGCGGUAGUCUGUCCGAGCGACGAAGAUUCUCGCACAUUUUCUAUUGGAUGUGCAUCUGGCGAUACAUUGAAACUACGUGCCGCCGAUGCACGUUCACGUCAAGAAUGGGUUGAUGGCUUACGUGCAGUCGUUGAGAGUCAUACGAAGGCUAUGGAUAUAAGUAACGCUUCAACAUUGCCGCCACGUGAGUUGUUAGCCGCAUCAGACGCAAUGGUAUCAGCGCGGCAAGCGCUUUACCUAACCGAACAGUGCAAUGCCUCGCUAGCACGUACAAUUGAAAAUAUUGAUUGUACUGCGUUUUCACCAACAGAUCCAGAUUUACUGUUACUCAAAGCCCUCUCCACGGCAAGCACGCAAUGUUUGCAUCAGUGUCUGGGUCUUUUACAGCGACACGAAGAGACACAUAAUACCGGGGGAGAAUCAGCGAGUGUUUAUUAAGUGGGCAUAAACCGAAAAAUAUCCUAAUUCUCUUCCUUAAAUAUUUAUUAAGGCAUAUUCUUUGUAUUGCUUGCACAUAUUAAUGCUUGCUAUCAUUGAAAAAAUGUAUAUAGUUAUAUUUAAAGGUGUAUGCUAACACGCAAAGCUUUUCGAACUGUGUAUUCACUUUAAACAUAAAAUAUAUUAUAUUAAAAAUUAUUUUACCUGCAUAUGUAUGUAUAAUAUAAACAUCUCAA
Messenger RNA from Ceratitis capitata (Mediterranean fruit fly), 1168 nucleotides. Its product is annotated as oxysterol-binding protein-related protein 11. The record is from RefSeq and is a predicted model, not a curated record. The coding region runs from base 261 to 932 and encodes 223 amino acids. The transcript is spliced from 4 exons. NCBI's taxonomy places the organism in Eukaryota, Metazoa, Arthropoda, Insecta, Diptera, Tephritidae.